CUCCGAUAGACAGAGGAGCAACGCAGCAAUGCAUUACUGGGUUCGAGCCUCACCGAGUGAUUUUGGUGGACCUCAUCCUCAACCUCGAAGUGGCCACACCGCAGUCAAUAUUGGGAAGUCAAAGAUCAUAGUGUUUGGUGGUCUUGUAGAUAAGAAAUUCCUCAAUGACAUCUCUGUAUAUGACAUCGAGAAUAAGCUAUGGUUUCAGCCUGAGUGCACUGGUAGUGGUUCAGAAGGGCAAACGGGGCCCAGUCCUCGAGCAUUUCAUAUUGCCAUUUCAAUCGAUUGUCAUAUGUUCGUUUUUGGUGGGAGACUUGGUACCAAGAGGUUGGGAGACUUUUGGGUCCUAGACACUGACAUAUGGCAAUGGUCGGAGCUUACCAGUUUCGGUGAUUUACCUUCGCCAAGAGAUUUUGCAGCUGCUUCAGCUAUUGGGAACCAUAAAAUAGUAAUGUAUGGAGGCUGGGAUGGUAAGAAGUGGUUGUCCGAUGUAUUUGUCUUGGAUACAAUCUCACUGGAGUGGACAGAGUUAGCAGUUACAGGAACAUUGCCACCACCACGGUGCGGCCAUACAGCCACUAUGGUUGAGAAGCGAUUGCUUGUAUAUGGUGGCAGAGGAGGCGGAGGACCAAUCAUGGGUGAUUUAUGGGCGUUGAAGGGUCUCAUUGAGGAAGAUAAUGAAGCUCCUGGAUGGACCCAACUGAAGCUCCCUGGCCAAGCUCCUUCUUCCCGCUGUGGCCAUACUGUUACUUCUGGAGGCCACUAUCUUCUCAUGUUCGGAGGCCAUGGAACUGGGGGUUGGUUGAGUCGCUACGAUGUUUAUUACAAUGACUGUGUUGUUUUAGACAGGGUGUCUGUGCAGUGGAGACGCCUUGCAACUAACAUUGAAGCUCCUUCUGCGCGUGCUUAUCACUCCAUGACAUGUAUUGGCUCACGUUAUCUGUUAUUUGGUGGCUUUGAUGGGAAAGUGACUUAUGGUGAUUUAUGGUGGUUAGUUCCAGAAGAUGAUCCUAUUUCAAAUCGAUUGUCUGCAUCUCCAUCAAAAGUAAUUCAUGAAAGUCAAGAUGCAUCCAUGGCUAAUGACUUCCGAUCCGAAACAAAGGAAAACCACGAGGAAGGAUCAGCCAUCUCCGAGCUACAAAAGAGAUUUGAUAUUUCUGUUUCAUUUUCUGGUCAUGGUCUUCAAAUUGUUCAUGAAUCUGAAGAUAAAGAAUUUCUUGAACUAGCAUCAAGAAUGAUUAGGAAUAGAACAUUUAGUAAUAAAGAGGCAGCUCAAGCACUCCGUGAGCAUUGGCGGAACUCGACCCCAAAAUCAAUACCUCUGAAGGAGAUCGGCCUGUUGCUGCGUGACUACCAACGCCUGAUUAGUCGUCAUCAUUUAGCGGAAUUUGGAUCUAAUUUACAGUCUGCCGAAUCUGGCUUCUCAGAGAAGGAUACUUAUCGGUUUUUUCACAUUACAAACGCUUCUCAGCUACGCAUGAGCGAUAUCCCGAAUCUGUUAACAGAGUACAAACAGCUUCCUCUGGAUUAAGGACAUUAAGGGAUCUGUAUAGAACAAUUUUCCAAAUUGCUUUAUAUACCAAUGAAGGCGGGCCCGACAUAAGUUCUUACCUUCUUCUGGCAGCUUUGUCCCAGUGAUCUCACCUCACGGUUAGCCACAUCUAUCUUCUUUCGUACUGUUGCUACUUCUUUCCUCAUUGGAUCCGUCAAAACUUCAAGCUCCUGAUAUGUUUUUAUAGACG
This is a messenger RNA of Cynara cardunculus var. scolymus (artichoke), 1742 nucleotides long. RefSeq names its product rab9 effector protein with kelch motifs. Gene Ontology annotation, molecular function: protein binding. The transcript has 17 exons. Bases 29 to 1531 code for a protein of 500 amino acids. Lineage: Eukaryota; Viridiplantae; Streptophyta; Magnoliopsida; Asterales; Asteraceae. The record is from RefSeq and is a predicted model, not a curated record.